Messenger RNA from Lacerta agilis (Sand lizard), 743 nucleotides. It is a transcript of the gene TMEM86B, whose product is annotated as transmembrane protein 86B. The transcript has 3 exons. The record is from RefSeq and is a predicted model, not a curated record. Bases 24 to 728 code for a protein of 234 amino acids. Gene Ontology annotation, cellular component: membrane. Lineage: Eukaryota; Metazoa; Chordata; Lepidosauria; Squamata; Lacertidae.
ACCCCCCAGCGCUAGGAGUGGCCAUGGAUAUCCUGGAGCUAGAUGCCCACUACAGGAAAAAGGCAGCGGCCAACAAAAGGAGUUUGCUGUAUAAGCUGCUGCCUUUCGCCAUCUCCUGCACGUCGUACUUCAUCCUCUGGCUUCCUGAGAGCAGUGUGCAGAGUGCCACCGUCAAAUGCCUCCCAGUCCUUUCCUUGGCAUUCUUCGUGGCUUCCCAUGCCUACAGUGUGGCUGUUUUCACACCAUAUGCCCGCCACAUUUUCCGAGGCCUGCUGUUCUCAGCGGUAGGGGACAUCUGUUUGGUGUGGUCAGAACUUUUCCUUCCAGGGAUGGCUGCUUUUGCCGCAUGCCAGGUCUCCUACAUCUUAGCCUUUGGCCUGAGCCCCUUUCGGCCCUUCACCUUCCUGGUGGUUCUGGGGCUGGUGGCCACGGGGUACGUCACCCUCGUCUUUCCCUGCCUUGAGGGCGUCUUUGCCUACGCCGGGGCAGCCUAUGCGGCCGUCAUUGGGACCAUGUGCUGGCGUGCGCUGUCCCGCAUGGAAGCCCAGCUGAGCACUUCGCUUGGCAGCGUGAUCUUCAUCGUGUCCGAUCUGUUUGUCGUCCUCCAUCAAUUCUGCUCCUCCUCGCUGCCUCAUGCCCGCUUCCUGAUAAUGAGCACCUACUUCACGGCCCAGGCUUUGAUCGCGGUGUCUGCGGCCUCCCGGAAGGUCUCUCAGAAGGAGAACUGAGCGCGGGACUUGGGC